Molecule: messenger RNA, 3255 nt
Organism: Puntigrus tetrazona (Sumatra barb)
Lineage: Eukaryota; Metazoa; Chordata; Actinopteri; Cypriniformes; Cyprinidae
Gene: ubash3bb
Product: ubiquitin associated and SH3 domain containing Bb
Exons: 14
Coding region: 807-2735 (642 amino acids)
Molecular function (GO): protein binding
Source: RefSeq, a predicted model, not a curated record
AUGAUUUCGGGGAAAGUAAAUGAUGGCAGACUUUCACUUGAAGUUAGUUUUCAGUUUUAAACACGAGGUUAAAUGAAGUCGCCGCUGUUUUCCUGCUUCAGACUCAUUUAUCACGGGUCAUUGUUCAGCAGGAGGUGGGGCUCCAAUUGUAUGUUUCGGAUAGAAAUGAGAAACAAUUGACUUUGCAUUGGUAGCCUUUCACACCCAUCCUGUUCUUGUGUCGUAAAGGCAUUUUUGUGCAGAGACGAAAGUGUUUAUUGCAGCAGACAUGGUUGUGAAUAGACUUAAUUAAACCUGUAUUAUAGUGAACAUGCUAAUUGGAGAAUGUCUUUGUAUCUAUAUGAAUGGCAAUAUGUGGAUUAAUUAAACUCGCUUCACGUUGAAAUACAAUAUAAGGUAAGCGACGGUAAAUGCGUGUAGUUAUCUUGUCUGUUACUUUUACUUUACGGCUUAGACUAGGUAAAUUAGGCUAAUUAUAGCAGGUUGUCAAGCGUGACGAGUAAACGGGUUAUGUGUUUGAGACGCAUAUUACUUGGGCUGUGUCUCAAAAUCUCGUGACCUGCCUGCUUGAAACCCACCAAUGAUGUCCGAAACGCUGUUUAGUAAGCAGGCGGCUCAAAAGCCUUUGAAACGCAGCCAUUAUCUGUAGCUCGUUAAUCUACUGUAUAACUACUGUAUACAAACAUACGCCGCCGCUGUCAGGAGGAGGGACGGUUAUGCCUGUAGUCGUGGUGUAAAUCGCUCAAUAAGCAGAUGUGGAUGUGUCGUCCUCGACUGUCGUCAGUAUUAUUUGACGGGACUGAAGGAUGGCAGCAAAGGAGGAUCUCUACUCAAAGAUAAUUCCGCGCAGACUGAGACAGAACAGUUGCGUCUCGGUCAAACAUGGAUCCAAUCUGGACGUGCUGCUUUCGAUGGGAUUUCCUCAGCAGAGAGCACUGAAAGCUCUGGCAUCAACUGGAGGCAGAAGUGUUCAGCUUGCGUGUGACUGGCUUUUCUCUCACUUGGAUGACCCUUUCCUGGAUGACCCUUUGCCCAGAGAGUAUGUGCUGUAUCUGCGCCCAAGCGGGCCUUUACAAAACCAGCUUUCUCAUUUCUGGCAGCAGUCUCGCUUGACUUGUGGAAAAAACAAAGCUCACAACAUAUUCCCACACAUCACACUCUGCCAGUUCUUUAUGUGUCCAGACAAUAAACUAGUGGCUCUGUGCGAAGCUCUGCAGUCUGCAGUGAAUCAAUGGAGAGGACGCUUCCCCAGUCCUCUGCCCCUAGAGCUCUACACCUCCACCAACUUCAUAGGCCUCUUCGUGGAGGAGCAGGUGGCUGAGACGCUGAAGAAGUUUGCGGCUGACUUCGCGGUGGAGGCUGCAGCUAAAGCUGAUGUUCAUGUGGAACCCCAUAAAAAGCAGCUUCAUUUGACUCUAGCCUAUCACUUCCCAACCAAUCAUUAUUCCAUCUUGGAAAAGUUGGCGCGAGGGAUUGAAGUCAAGCUGGGUUGUGAUUGGCUCGCUGCUCUCUUCUCACGAGACAUACGAUUUUCAAAUCAUGAGAGUUUGCGUGUGAUGUACCCCUACACUCCUCAGAAUGACGAUGAGCUGGAACUGGUGCCUGGAGACUUUAUCUUCACGUCUACAAUGGAGCAAAUGAGCACUAGCGAGGGCUGGGUGUACGGCACGUCUCUGGGCACAGGCAUCUCUGGCCUGCUGCCUGAGAACUAUGUGAACCCUGCUGAUGAGUCUGACACGUGGGUCUUUCAUGGGUCACACUCCUUCUUUUGUACUUCCCCUUUGGAAAAGGGUUGCAAGGAAAGCAAAUCAUUGGAUGGGCUGCUCAACAUUCGAUGCUUUGAGAACUCAAAGUUGGGUGAAUCUACCAUUUUGAGUGUCAUUUGCCAACCUAUGCAGGUGCUUCGCUCCAACAUCCAGUCUCGGACCCCUAAAAGGACCUUGUUUGUAUGUCGGCAUGGAGAAAGAAUGGAUGUAGUGUUUGGGAAACACUGGCUCUCACAGUGUUCUGACUCUAAAGGUAGGUACGUGAGGAGUAACCUGAAUAUGCCUGCUGUACUACCUGCCCGGGGUGGAGCACACAGGGACUAUGAAAUGGACGCUCCUAUCACAGUGGUUGGAGCUACACAGUCUAAGAUUGUGGGUGAGGCUAUGCUGGAAAGCAAUACCACUAUUGAUUUUGUGUACUGCUCACCCAGCCUCCGAUGUGUCCAGACAGCUCAUGAAAUCCUCAGAGGAAUGCAGCAAGAUGGCAGAAUAAGCAUUCGAGUGGAGCCUGGACUUUUCGAGUGGACAAAAUGGGUGUCAGGAACAUCUUUGCCUGCUUGGAUACCCCCCACAGAUCUUGCUGCAGCCAACCUUAAUGUAGAUACAACAUAUAGACCUCACAUCCCCAUUAGCAAACUAACCGUUUCGGAGGCAUAUGAUACGUACAUUAGCCGCAGCCAACAGGUGACCAAAGACAUCUUGGCAUACUGCAAAAAUAAGGGAAAAAAUAUUCUAUUUGUGGGACAUGCUUCAUCUUUGGAGGCCUGUACUCGCCAGAUCCAGGGCCUUUCUCCUCAGAACCCUAAGGAUUUUGUGCAAGUAGUCCGAAAGAUUCCAUACCUGGGUCUGUGUGCCAGUGAAGAGCAGGGGGACUCAGGUAUCUGGCAGUUAGUGGACCCACCAAUUCUUCCUUUAACUCACGGGCCCAACCACAGCUUCAGCUGGAGAGAGACUUUACAGCAAGAAUGAGCUUAUCUGCAGGGUCUGUCCACAUGAGACUGAAAUGCUACCUGCACUGGAAGCACAAAACUGAGAAUAUUUUUUAAACAGAUCUAAUCUGUGAAAUACAGAUUUAAGUUAUGCAAAUGCAAAAAUAUGGGAUGCGACAGAGUUUUUGUUUGCAGGUGGGCUGAGGAGGCCGCACUGAAUAAUGAACAUUUGUGAUAAUGUUUACAGAGCCUUUAAAAGGCUUUCUCAGGGCAUCGGCUAUCAUUUUUAACAAGUGAAAAUGCACAGUGGCAUAAUGCAGCACUUAUCGUAAAGAUUAAAGAUCACUUCCUGCAAUGCAAAUAUGUACAAUUUUGCAAUGAGAUGUUAAACAACUUAAAGGCAAUGAUGUCUUAAUCUCUUGCAAAUGUAAUUUGAAUGCAUAAAAAGUGUAUUUGUUUUAGCAUAGCUGAAUGGAUAUCAGAUGUAUUUGUAAUAUCUUUAAAUCAAAGCUGAAAUGUGUAAUUAUUCAAAUAAAAAAAAAAAAAUACUUUUUUAAAAA